CAAAUCUCACUCUUUUCUCGAUUUCCUUCUCUGCCCUUUUCUAGGGUUUCGGUUUUCUCUCUGUUUUUCUCUCUCCUUUUCAGAUUCAGAUUCUCAUCAAUGGCGUCCGCAGAUGUCGAAUUCAGAUGCUUCGUCGGAGGGCUUGCCUGGGCCACCGAUGACCAAGCCUUGGAGCGUGCUUUCUCACCAUACGGCGAUAUCCUUGAAUCGAAGAUCAUCAACGACCGUGAAACCGGUAGAUCUAGAGGAUUCGGAUUCGUCACCUUCAGCAAUGAGAAGUCAAUGAGGGACGCGAUCGAAGGAAUGAACGGCCAGAACCUUGACGGCCGCAACAUCACAGUCAACGAGGCUCAGUCUCGCGGUAACGGAGGCGGUGGAGGUGGCGGAGGCUACAGCCGUGGCGGAGGCGGUUACGGAGGUGGCGGACGUCGUGAAGGUGGAGGCGGCGGUGGAUACAGCAGAGGCGGAGGCGGAUACGGUGGAGGCAGUGGUGGAUACGGAGGUGGAGGUGGCGGAUACGGAGGAGGUGGCCGUGACCGUGGAUACGGAGACGGUGGCUCAAGGUACUCAAGGAGCAGCGGCGGUGGUGGCGGUGACGGUGGUAGCUGGAGGAGUUAGAUUUGUUAGGAAUUUGUUUUCUGUGACGCUCAGUUUGUUGGUGACUUGAGUGGGUUUGUUUUAGCGUUGUUUGGAUCUGUGGUUAUGUUAUCGCUUUGGUUUCGUUAUGGUUCUCGUUCUGGUUCUCGUUCUGCAUUGUGGUUCUAGCUUUUUUGACCGGUGGUUCAGUUUUGACCGAUGGUUACUUGUCCUAUGUCCUCUAUGUUACCAACAAAAAAAAUAGUUUAAUGAAAUGAAGUAUAUAAUCCUUCUUUCGCAA
Molecule: messenger RNA, 877 nt
Organism: Quercus lobata
Lineage: Eukaryota; Viridiplantae; Streptophyta; Magnoliopsida; Fagales; Fagaceae
Product: glycine-rich RNA-binding protein-like
Exons: 2
Coding region: 100-618 (172 amino acids)
Molecular function (GO): RNA binding
Source: RefSeq, a predicted model, not a curated record